CAGCACUGCGCCGUCGGACAUAACUGCAACGCGCCUCAAUUCAACAGGUUGCACUCUCGAGGCAGGAAACUCUGUUCGACACGCUCCUUGUCAGACGCUAUUCAGCUUGCCGGUGGGCGUGGUACCGACACUCACCCAAAGACCUUUUAGCAAAAUCGCACUGGUUUCUACGCACACUUGUCUCAGUGCGCGCACCAGAUCGUGAACGAUUCUGGUUUCGGUCCUAGACGAAUCAUUGCUCACCCGACGGCUCACCCUUCUGACGAACUUGACAUGGAUAACUUAGGAGAGUGCGACGACUACUUGGGUUGUUUCUGGGAAGCGGACAGCCAAAUGGAAUCGGUGAUGUGCGACUUCAACACGGACGGUACCGACUGGCCAUCCACUGGCGCUGAGUUCGACAUGAAGAUUCCGGGGGUGGUGCUGCACGAUCGGCUGAUGACGGAUGCCGCCCUGGGGGCAGUGCCCAUUAAGACGGAGCACUCGUACAGCUUGGCCUCGGAUGGCGACAGCAGGUCUGAGUCGCCGUCGAUGGAAACCAUGGAUGACGAUGACGAGCUCCUCUUCUCAAGCGCUACAAAAAGCCAGAAAAUCACAUUCCUGGACGUAAAGCAAGAACCGCUGAGCCGCCCCGCUUCCCCGGGUUCCUCUUCAGACGACGACGCUCGCUCCACCAUCUCAGUUGGAGACAAUGAAAAUCCGAUCAUCACAGACUUCUCAAAACAAGAGUGCAGGGUGCCCACACAGUCACAGAGCCUGCUCAAGCAGCCGCAGACCAUCUACCUUACCACCAGGAGCAACGUGUUUGGCCAGCAACAAGGCCGCGUCGUCAUUCCCAAACUCAAUAUUAAGGUUGAACCCGGCACAGCUGGCUUCCCGCUGCCCCCGACGCCACCAUCGUCGACCACAAGCGACAAUGAGGGCAACGUGUCCCCAAUGCAUGGCUCGCCUCCAUCUCCGCUGACCGCAGGCAGUCGCUCCAUCCAGGCUCGCCAGAGCAGCAACAGGUUGUACCUUUCCGGCAGCAGCAACAGCAGCAGCGCCGCCUCAAACAGCAGCCAGGCCCACUGCAGACAACCCAUCCAGACAUCUCUCAUCAGCACACAACCGAAGGGUAUGUCAGGGACCCUGUCGCUGACCGAGGAAGAGAAAAAGACCCUAGUGGCAGAGGGAUACCCUGUCCCCACCCGACUACCCCUUACCAAGGCUGAGGAGAAGUCACUCAAAAAGAUCAGGAGGAAAAUCAAGAACAAGAUCUCGGCUCAAGAGAGUCGGCGAAAGAAGAAGGAGUACAUGGACUCGCUAGAGAAAAAGGUGGAGCUGCUAGUGGCUGAGAACGCCGAUUACAAGAAGCGGAUCGAUUCCCUCGAGAGCACCAACAUCAGCCUGUCCUCUCAGCUGCAAAAACUGCAGCAGCUCAUCAACCAAAACAACGUGUCGGUCGGCUCUCGCAGUAGAGCAACGGCAUCGUCUGCUUCUCACCACUUCACGAGGAAUUCCGUAAAAUAAGUUGUGGCACCUGCGCACACCCACUAACCAUUCCAUCCACUGUAAGUCUUCAAGGUUUGGUCAUCAUUGUAAAUAUUUCAUCCACCAUCUCAUUACUAGUCUUCCGUCCUGUAUAAACCAUGAUAUAUGGGAACAAAUAAGGCAGAUUCUGAGCCAACAAGGACCGGCCAAAAUCGUGUCCAGUCUACCCACUCUAAACAUUCCAAGAAUUUUACGGUGAAAUUCAUAGACAUUCUGCAAAAGUGGCAUGGAAUUAUUUGAGCAAUGGGCAAAACCUGCGAUUAACCAAGUGCAAUCAAUUAUACUUGUGGUACAUCAUCAAGAUUUUUUAAUUCUUUGUUUGAGCACGCAAUUAAGAAGUGUUAAGUUUAAUGAUUUACUGCAACGCCUGUGUGUGCACGGGACAUGAUGCUUUCUACUAUUUAAUUCCUUGUUUGUAUCUUAAUUUUAAACCCUAAGACUAGCUCAUUUAAAUAUUACGUUUUGCCGAUUUUUAAAUAUUGUUACUCGACCGUAACUUGAUAAUUGUCGAAACUGCAUCAGUUUUGCUUAUAUAUUUUUAAUGUUGUAAUUCAUUUAAAAAAAAAUCAUCCACGACACUGUUCACUUAAUAUAUUUUCAUAGAGGCGUUUGAUAUAUAUUCAUACACAGGUUUUUUUACAAUUAUUGUGUAAUUAUAAAUAAUGUCUAGUCUUGCUUUUUGUGCACACAAUCGCAAUGGUGGAUGAAAUGAAGAUUAGACAAACAAGUUUCAUUCUGACUCAAAGAAAAGAGCAGUGUCGCAUCAAAAGAGGAGACAAUGAUGGGAAAAGUGAUGAUUCCUACAGAAUAUUGCCUUAAUAUUACCAAGACACAAAUGAGACAAGAAACACGUGUACAUAUUUAUAUGGUAGUGUGUAUCAUAUUACAACAAGAUGAUGAGAAUCAAGAGAUAUGCGUUGAUUUUAAAAAUCACUACAAACAAUGCUAUAACCGCAAGUAAAUGCAAACUAUAUAUUCAUGUUAAAUUAUUAUUAUACUGAGGAGGCAGAGCGAGCGCUGGCUGAUUGAACCGCGAUCAAAAUUCCUACCGAAAUUCCAUUUUCCGUGAGAAUUUUGCACAACUAACACGACCGUCUCGACUUUUCAUUUCUCCCUCGCCAUGGGCUGAACUCAUCUUCCCCAUCCACGACCGUGCCUUUUUUCGCCGCAUACUUUUCCGCCCCCGACAAAGCAGAAGCAAAGAUUGAUCAGCCAAUGCGUUCCUGUCCGCUGGCAAAUGUUAAUGGUUGGUGGCUGGGUUGAGACUUAAACACACACACACACACCCAUAUUAAAAGAGCAACAUCGAGUCAAAACUCGUGUCUCUUUAUCGCAUUCAUUAUCCAUACACAUACACUACAUUAAAGUACUAAACAUCUACUCUUACAUAUAUGCAUUGCUUUAAUUUAAGAACUGAGGAUGUGUACAUCAAACAGAAACCACGCAGAUUACUUAAUGAAAGAUUUGAAGACAAAAAUGCGAGAGAGACUAACAAACGGACGCGCGUGCGCGCGACAGGCUCGACAGCUACUCGCCACAAUAUAUUUUUAAUAAGCCUAUAUACAUAAAAUAUAUCAACAUAAUUACACAUACAUUACUAACUAAUCAUAUUAUACAUCAUAAAUUGAUAAUUGUAGCAGUGUAGGGAUUAGUCGGUGCUAAAAUGACUGAAACUGACACAACAAUUAUUAUGAUGACUAUGAAGCUGUCCCUCCCGCGACGGGGGUUGGUCGAAAUCUGACUUGCGAAAAACCAGCUUACGGAGGAAAUCAAUUUGCUAAAACUUACUGUUGUAUACUGUUGACGAAAAACCGAUUGUCAAUUAAAUCUAUCGAACAGCUUAACAGACUCGUCUGUAUUGGACGCAGCUGAUAUUUUUUGGUUUUGUAUAAUCAAUCAAUGACGAAUCGAAUCAGUGUCUAGAAAAUUAUACAAAAAUAGCCAAUCGUUAGUGAUUCUGUGAGACGUCAUGCGAUUUUUGUCCGGCCUAAGAGCAAAAUAAAUUAUUUUAAAAUGCAGGAGCUAAUGAAAUAUCGUUGUUUAAAAUCAUACAUAUUGCUUUUUUUAAUUAAGCACGUUUUCACUUUUCUGUUGCGCUUUCAUUUUUCCAAGUUCAUUCCGGAUUAAGGCAUUUUGAUUUUUAUAUGCUUAAGUUUUGUCGUGUUUUAACUUUUACCCCGAUUUCACCAAAUUUUGAUUUCACCAUUGUGUUGCUCAAAGCAUUAUUACACUGUCUUGUUAAUUUUUUGAUCCGGCGUCAUAAUAAUAAAAGAAAUCGGCCUGUCUAGUUUGUGUUCGCGUGUGAGUGUCAAUCGUAUUGGAAACACACAAUUCUUUAUGAUUAUAUUUUCAUAACCAUCACCUAAGCUACAAGAAUCAAAUUGUAGUUCCCGCAAUUUCGGUCCAGAUGAUGAACGAAUAAAGUUUCCACAAAACGUCCUAUUUGUUUUACAGCAAAAAUACCUGUCCUCAAUUGAAGUUGUAGGAUGAGGUAGGAUAAGAUGAUUUAACCACCCGUUUCAGAGAUAAUGCAUUUUACUCAGCGUCCAUUAAUAUAUCUGUGUCGCACAGACAGAGAUAUAUGUUCAGUGUAUGUGCUAUUCGUACUGCUGUCACAAUAUUGUAAAACAAGGACCCGUUCGUUCAAUUUGUAUCUCGUGCUGGUAUGUUGUUGCAAUCAAUGAUUGAAUAAAAGGGUACAAGAAGUAAAAAAUAAA
Cloeon dipterum is the source of this 4247-nucleotide messenger RNA. It is a transcript of the gene CrebA, whose product is annotated as Cyclic-AMP response element binding protein A. The record is from RefSeq and is a predicted model, not a curated record. Gene Ontology annotation, biological process: regulation of transcription by RNA polymerase II. The transcript is spliced from 10 exons. Bases 274 to 1509 code for a protein of 411 amino acids. Lineage: Eukaryota; Metazoa; Arthropoda; Insecta; Ephemeroptera; Baetidae. Gene Ontology annotation, molecular function: DNA-binding transcription factor activity, RNA polymerase II-specific; cAMP response element binding.